AGGCAGAAUACAUGGUCUGCGCUCAUAAAGCGCUCUGCGAGGAAUGAUAUAACUGGAUACACUGUUUUUCUUCCUAUUCUCGGAUUACCGAGAGUUUUUUGUUAUCUGCGUUCGUUUUUACUGCAUUGGAAAUGCUUUUGUCUUAAUGGUGCAGGAAACGACUUCGGACAGAACAAUGAGACGGCAAGUACUGUUGUUUUUCUCGGUCCUAUGUCUCAGCUACGUGCUCGGGCAGGUCAGCUAUUCAAUUCCCGAGGAAAUGACCAAAGGAUCUGUAGUUGGUAACAUAGCGAAUGAUUUAGGUUUAGAUCUUAAAAGGCUGAAAUCAGGUAAAGCUCGUGUCUAUACAGGAGCCAGUGUAGAAUACAUCGGGCUGAAUAAAGAAAGGGGAGUCCUCCUUAUCAAAGAGAGGAUAGACAGAGAGGCUUUAUGUGGAGAGACGACGCCUUGUGCUUUACAUUUCCAGUUAAUUCUGGAAAACCCAAUGGAAUUGUUUCGUGUAACGGUGGAGAUUACGGACAUAAACGAUAAUACCCCCAGUUUUACUAAUGCAGAAAAACGCUUUGAAAUCAGCGAGUCCGCUGUGAUAGGAUCGAAAUUCAUAUUAGAGAAAGCUAUUGAUUCUGACAUUGGCAAUAAUGGCUUACAACAAUACUCUCUUACUCCAACUGAUAACUUCGUAUUAAAACUAGAAAAUCAGGCAGACGGGAGUAAAAAGGUAGAGAUGGUUCUACAGAAGCCUUUAGAUCGAGAAAAGCAGGAAUACAUAUCGCUUUUAUUAACUGCUGUAGAUGGAGGAGAGCCACAGAUGUCAGGAACAAUGCAGAUAUUUGUCAAUGUAUUAGAUGCGAAUGACAACGCACCUACAUUCGCUAAACCGCUUUAUAGAGCAAAAAUACUAGAAAAUUCUCCCAAAGGCACCAGCGUAACUACCGUGAGUGCAUCUGAUAAAGACAUCGGCUCGAACAGAGAAGUGUCAUAUCUGAUAUCUACCAGCAAACGUGUUUUAUCUGAAUUAUUUAAGAUUAAUUCGAAAACUGGUGAAAUUAUCCUGAUCGGUGAACUAGAUUAUGAAAAGGCAAAAAACUAUCAAAUGGAUAUUGAAGCUGUAGACAGCGGUGGACUCUCUGAUUCAACAAAAGUAAUAGUUGAUGUUAUUGAUAUAAAUGAUAAUAAUCCUCAUAUAAACAUUGUUUCUAAAUCAGAAUCCAUAUUAGAGGACUCUCCUCCAAACACUGUUAUAGCUAUGUUAAGUGUAAAUGAUCCAGAUUCAGAGAAUAAUGGAGAGGUAGAGUGUAAUAUAGACGGUAACAUUCCCUUCAAAAUACAGACUACAUUAAAUGGAUUUUAUACUUUAGUUACAGAGGUAGCUUUAGAUAGAGAGCUCGCGUCCCAA
Messenger RNA from Morone saxatilis (striped sea-bass), 1396 nucleotides. Its product is annotated as protocadherin beta-16-like. The record is from RefSeq and is a predicted model, not a curated record. Gene Ontology annotation, biological process: homophilic cell-cell adhesion. Lineage: Eukaryota; Metazoa; Chordata; Actinopteri; Moronidae. The annotation marks the transcript as partial. Gene Ontology annotation, molecular function: calcium ion binding. Gene Ontology annotation, cellular component: plasma membrane. The transcript has a single exon.